This is a messenger RNA of Drosophila ananassae, 339 nucleotides long. RefSeq lists its product as uncharacterized. The transcript is spliced from 2 exons. NCBI's taxonomy places the organism in Eukaryota, Metazoa, Arthropoda, Insecta, Diptera, Drosophilidae. The coding region runs from base 40 to 219 and encodes 59 amino acids. The record is from RefSeq and is a predicted model, not a curated record.
CGGGCAUUUCGGGGCCAUUGUCACACAUUCGACAUCAAGAUGCGUUUCUAUCUGCUCUUCUUUCUGGCCCUGAGCUGCUGCCUGCUGAGCCUGGCCAGGGCUGGAGUGCGUCUGGAGCCGGACUCCGUGGGGCACCAGCGCAACUCCACUGGACCACCACCGCCCCGGGGGGCUCCUCCGCCACGUCCAAGCACCACCGCCGCCAGCUCCACCGGCUAGGUGGCUCUUUCCGGCUAUGUCCCGGAGCCGACCCGCUGACGAACCUGAAUCUGAUUCCCGAAACCGUUCUUUUUUCAUAUUAACCCCAGAGUAGUUUAAUAAAGCACAGUUUCUCAGCAA